Messenger RNA from Plectropomus leopardus (leopard coralgrouper), 1741 nucleotides. NCBI's taxonomy places the organism in Eukaryota, Metazoa, Chordata, Actinopteri, Perciformes, Serranidae. The record is from RefSeq and is a predicted model, not a curated record.
CAGAUCCCUGGGGCGGCGAUGGACCGAGUCAGCCUGCUGUGGCGUCUGAGGCGUCGGGCUCGCCGUGGAGUUCUCUGCAUGGCCUUCUUCUGCAUCUCCAUGGCUCUGCUCUACGCCAUCUGUGCUGAAAACAGCGUGCCCGUCACUGACGCCAUCUUUGGUGUCCAGGCUCGGACACGGGCUCAGCCUCGUGCACACUCUGUCAUCAAGGUGCUGCGAGGCGGAGCCAAGCCCAUGUACAUCGACCCUCAGAAGCUCCCAGGUGUUGUCCCAGGUGACCCUCACCGUCCAAUCCCUGUCCUCUCCUCCCCAAACCACACCCAUGAAGCCGAGGAAGGGCUGUCAAAGCGGAAGCCGAGAGAGCGGGAGACCGCUGGGUUUUUCUCUCGUCUGCUGCCGCGCCCCUUCACGCGUGCCCUGGAGACCCUGUUUGGAGGCCGCCGCAGAGGGGAGCUGAGUGGCAGAGUGGGGGAUGCUGAGUUUUUCGGACCUCACGGGCUUUUGGGAGAGGUGUGGGAUGACGAGAUGUCCAGUAACAUGCUGGGAAGCAGACUGAGGAAGGUGGUGCAGAAUUACCAGGCAAUGAAUAAGUACGGAGUCGAGUUCUCCGGCCCUGGCGGAGUGUCUAGCAGGCCUAAGUUGAGUGGUCCUGAGCUUCUCUGCCAGAUGAAGGAGAAGGUAGAGGUCACAACUUUGACGUCUGACCUCCAGCCCUUCUCGUCGGUGCCCUGGGCCGCACAACUGCCACCAAACCAGCUGACCUCUGACCUGGGGCCGUACAGGAGUUGUGCUGUGGUGUCAUCAGCAGGGUCCCUCCGCAACUCUGGACUUGGCAAAGAGAUAGACUCUCAUGAUGCUGUGCUGCGCUUCAACGCCGCGCCGACCACUGGCUAUGAGAAGGAUGUCGGUUCAAAAACUACUAUCCGCCUCAUCAAUUCACAGGUGAUGGCAUCUGAUGACCAUCGCUUUCUGUCGAGCUCUCUGUACAGCUCGGGUGCUCUGGUGGCCUGGGACCCCGCCCCCUUCUCUGCUGACCUCACUCAGUGGUACAACAGGACGGACUACCCCAUCUUCACCCAGUACCAGAGAUACAGGAGGGUUCAUCCUAUGCAGCCCUUCUACAUCCUGCAUCCUCGCUUUGAGUGGCAGGUCUGGCAACGAAUACAAGACAACAUGGCCGAGCCCAUCCAGAAGAACCCGCCUUCCUCUGGCCUGCUCGGCACUGUCCUGAUGAUGUCGCUGUGCGAGUUGGUGCACGUUUACGAGUUCCUGCCAUCCCGCAGGAAGACGGAGCUUUGCCAUUACUACCAGCGCUUCUAUGAUGCCGCCUGCACACUUGGCGCCUACCACCCUCUGCUGUACGAGAAGAACCUGGUCAAGCGGAUGAACCAGGGGUCUGACCGAGACAUCUACUCCCAUGGGCGCGUCAAGCUGCCUGGGUUCAGAAAGCUGAACUGCACCCAGGCUGCUGGAGGUUUACCCAACCAUUGACUGGGAAAUACAGGAAUAGUGAAGCACACAAACACACACACACACACACACACACACACACACACACACACACGCACACACACACACACAAUGAGCAUGAAGACACGUUAACAUGAGGACAGACGCAUGAACACUUCAUUCUCACUGCCAGAACAAAAGGAACGCUGUGCCACUCACUAUAAAUACUACAUGCUGUUGCUAUAGGCUGUAAACAACUCACGUACAAACACACACACACACACACACACAC